GUUCAUUGAAGUUGACGAACGAACGACGUCGAUAUCUUUUCGCUUCAUAAACUUCAUAUAUUUUUUCAUUGUUUUGGACUACAUGCUUUGAUAUGAUAUUUGUAUUUAUCUAAGUUUAUCUAAUCUAUAAUGUGGUUUUGAUUGUAAAAUAAUCUUAUUGAUGUUAUAUCAGAUUCUAUUGUAAAAUAAUCAACUGUCAAUUCAACAAAGCGUAACAGUGAACGAAGAUAAUUUAUUGUUAUUUAUUUCAAGUAUUUCUUUUGGUAUAACACUUCCGAAUGUGAUUUGGUGCUCGAAAUGGAGGAUUAUAAGUUUCUCUUUAAAGUGGUGUUAGUGGGUAAUGCUGGGGUGGGCAAAACUUGCCUAGUGAGAAGGUUCACGCAAGGAUUGUUUCCGCCAGGUCAGGGCGCAACAAUAGGCGUAGACUUUAUGAUCAAGACCGUAGAAGUAGAUGGCGAGAAAGUGAAGCUUCAAAUCUGGGACACAGCUGGUCAGGAACGGUUCAGAUCGAUAACACAAAGCUACUACAGAUCGGCGCACGCUUUGAUCUUAGUGUAUGACAUAUCUUGCCAGCCCACAUUUGACUGUCUGCCCGACUGGCUGCGGGAGAUUGAGGAGUAUGCCAAUAACAAGGUGCUUAGGAUAUUGGUUGGUAACAAAACAGAUAGAGAAGACAGGGAGAUCCCUAGGCAUAUCGGCGAGGACUUCGCGCAGCGCCACGGCAUGUACUUCCUGGAGACGUCCGCCAAGGAGGCCGAGAAUGUCGAGAGGCUCUUCAUGGAGAUAGCUGUAGAACUCAUGGAGCAAGCGAAAUGCAAGGAGCUUCCGAAGUACGAUGGCAGUUUAGGACCAAUCAACGGGAAAACGACAUCUGUAGGCGACACCUCAUGUUGUCUGCGCUAAGAACGAAUUUAUUACAUACCCAUUCUAACUUGACCCGUGAUUCGUAUGGAAAUCUAUUGAAUUAACGGAUCUAGUUGGUGUGGAGAUUUAUCUCAUUGAUAUUAAGCUUUCGCCUAGUGGGGGCACCAUUUACGUCUGUAGCUGGCUUGUGAGUGUAAUUUAUUUUUUGUUAUUAUCGUACUAAUAUUAUAAAUGCGAAAGUUUGUGAGGAUGUGUGUAUGCAUGUAUGUAUGUUU
This is a messenger RNA of Plodia interpunctella (Indianmeal moth), 1139 nucleotides long. Its product is annotated as ras-related protein Rab-30-like. Gene Ontology annotation, molecular function: GTPase activity; GTP binding. The record is from RefSeq and is a predicted model, not a curated record. Gene Ontology annotation, biological process: vesicle-mediated transport. NCBI's taxonomy places the organism in Eukaryota, Metazoa, Arthropoda, Insecta, Lepidoptera, Pyralidae. The transcript is spliced from 4 exons. The coding region runs from base 298 to 903 and encodes 201 amino acids. Gene Ontology annotation, cellular component: Golgi cisterna; trans-Golgi network.